UAUUCUAUUUCCAAGACCUUCUAAGAGUCCCAGAACCAAUACACCGACGGACAAUAUAAUCCCUAAACCAACAAACGGAGGAGUGUAUGUUAGUCUGAGACCGGUGGAGUAUUCAAGAACUUGGACCUGAGGUGAAGUUUGGCAGCAAGAGGAAUUAAUACCACGUAAGUGUCCUGCCGUGCGUGUCUCAUCAGAGACCUGCAUGUGUGAAGCCGUGACCAGCGAUGGAACCCUGGUCAGCAGUGGCCUGGGUCCUACUGCUGACGUUCAUCACUGAUUGGCUGGAAAUAGCCCAAUCAAGGGACUUCACAGAACAAGACAUCAUCUGUCUCCAUCCCUCAACCACUCCGUACCCAGGUGGGUUUAAGUGUUUCACCUGUGAAGAUGCUCCAGACAACUAUCAGUGUAACCGCUGGGCUCCAGACCUGUACUGCCCACAAGAAGCCAGAUACUGUUACACACAUCACCAGAUGGACGCGGAGGGCAGCAGUGUGUCGGUGACCAAGCGCUGUGUGUCCCUGGAGGACUGUCUCUCCACAGGCUGCUCGGAGGAGGACCAUGAAGGACACAGGGUGUGCACGGCGUGCUGCGAGGGGAACAUCUGUAACCUGGCGCUGCCCUGGAACGAGACGGAGGCCGUGUUCACCACCACCUCGCCCCUCAGCCACGCCAGCACCCUCUCACAGAGCUACGGCCUCACCUCCGCCCUCCUCACCCUCACCCUCCUCACCUCCACAUACAUCUGAGGCGUAGACCGACGCCAGUUGUAACUGGCCGCUAAAUGACCCAGUCGUGUUGUCGGUUGGGUUCAGUUUGGCUUUUAUCUCCAGGUUGAGUCUUGGGAGAGGGGAUGUAUAUUGUUUGGGCAGUCUUACCUUUGAACUUUAAAGGGAUUCAGUGUUUUUAUCCUUCCAGCUUGAGCAGGGUAUGAAUAGAAGAGCACUUAGCACUGUCUGCAGCACUCUGGGUCUGCCUGCCACACACAGCCACUAGGAGCUCCUGGGAUCAAACGCCGUAAACAUGACUGUACAGGGUUACGUCAUCUCGGUCUGAAGAGAGAUGCACAGCGGGGAACUGGAGACUUUGAAAUGUCGGGAGACAAGUCGGGACCUGUCAAGUUAGGACAUUUUAGAGUGAUGAGGAAAAUUUGAAGAACCGAACUGGGUGUAGGGAUAUGUCUGGGGGAUUCAAACGCUUCUAAACACUUAUGUUUUCAUGUUGUCACAUUCUAAGUUGAUAUUCCAAGUUGUAAGUUUUGACACAUAUGUACAUACACAUAGUAUUUAUUUUUAUAUUGUUGUUUGUUUUUAGAAAGUGAAUGUGAGAAGUGUAUCCCAGUUUCUGCCUGUAGCUUAUAGCAUGUCAGUGAUGUGUAGAAUACAUUUACUUUUAACCUGGAAGGGAUAGAAUCUCUUGUUCUUUCAUCUCUGUGGAAAGUAUUUUCAUUAACAUAGAAAGAAAAUCCUGGCAUCUUUCAUGUUCAACCCUUUAAGGUGGCCUGUGACUAUUGUCGGGGAAAAUUCAUUUCCUUGAAUCUCUAAAAAAAGAAUUACAGGACAAUUUGGGUUUAACUAUUUUUCCAGAGGAUCAAAUGGAUUGGUCUUUUUCCCCGGUCCAACCCAGGACUUUAUUUUGGGAACUUUUCUGCUGGAACAAAAUCCCAAUUCUUUGCUUAGCACACCAGUUUAACUGAGAAGCAGAAAUAAGUUACAGUACUUAGCAGGCACACAAUUAGGUCCUGACAUAUGUGUUCCACAGAAGACAUUUUCUCUCCUUUUUGUUCGUGUUUCCUGUUCAUGGGACACAGCAUUCACUCAUCUCCGUGGUCUGGCUGUGUGGCCUGCCAGAAAAAUGCAGCGUUUGCAAUUACAGUGUUAUUGUUCUGUGAGCUUUGUGAUUAGUUUAGGCUGGAUGCCCGAGACUCUGAGGAGACAAGUCACUUCCCCUCUCUCUCUGUGUCUCUCUCUGUGUCUCUCUCUCUCUGUGUCUCUCUCUCUCUGUCUCUCUCUCUGUUUCUCUCUCUGUUUCUCUCUGUCUCUCUCUCUCUCUCUGUCUCUCUCUCUCUCUCUCUCUCUCUCUCUCUCUCUCUCUCUGUCUCUCUCUCUGUCUCUCUCUAAGUCUCUCUCUCUAUCUGUCUCUCUCUGUCUCCCUGUCUCUCUCUCUCUCGUUUUUGUCUCUAUACUCACUUUGCCUCUCCGUGUCUCCCUGUCUCCCUGUCUCUCCCUGUCUCUCCCUCCCUGUCUCCCUCCCUCCCUGUCUUCCUAUUUCCCCCUCUCUGUCUGUUUUACACCUACACACACAAACACCACACACACCAUCAGGCCAAGAGGAGCAAAGAGAAGGAACUCGGCAAACCGACAUAAAUCCUUGGAGCCCUCUCCAUGCUCUGUUAACAGGUAUAUGAUGAUGUUUGUUUCAGGGGUAAAAGGGCUGGAACAUGAAUCUCGUGUGCCAACAUAUUUCUCCACACGCUGCCUUGUUGCCUUCUCGCUGAGGAAGAAGUGAACAGUGGAGGAGCUGCAUGAUCUCCAGGCCUGUAGGGAGAUACCUGCAUGUCAGUGUUGUGCCAAUGUGAAGUGAUGUGGACUUAACAGUUCGAUGCUAUUCCUCUGUAUAUAGUUGUGUAGCGACAGUAGACACGAAUGACUUUAUACCUUCAUAUUAAAGACUUGAAACCGCGUUAGAAGUGUUUGAUUCAUUUAACCGU
Molecule: messenger RNA, 2707 nt
Organism: Osmerus eperlanus (European smelt)
Lineage: Eukaryota; Metazoa; Chordata; Actinopteri; Osmeriformes; Osmeridae
Gene: lypd6
Product: LY6/PLAUR domain containing 6
Exons: 5
Coding region: 225-746 (173 amino acids)
Biological process (GO): positive regulation of canonical Wnt signaling pathway
Molecular function (GO): acetylcholine receptor inhibitor activity
Source: RefSeq, a predicted model, not a curated record